AAUUUGCAUCUGUGUGAGAUCUUAUCGAGGGCGGGUACAUAAGUUGGACACAAGUCGGUGUCAGUCGUGUCCUGAGUCUCCGAGCAGCAUGAGGCGUCUUCUGCUACAUCUGGUGACAGCAGUCAUGGCAACAGCAGCUUGGCCAACAGACGUGGUUCAGUUGCUGGAUCGGAUUGGACGCGUAUAUAAAGUGGAGGCAAUCAGCAUAAUGCACAGCGCUGGAGCCACAAAUCCAGGCUUUCAAGAUGCACUGCAUCGUGCAUUGUCUGUAAAUGACAGCAACUACUUUCGUUGGCUUCCUAAAAUCACAUCCACGGAACAGCAAGCUGGACCCUUUAGCACAUUCACUGAUGAGGCAACGCUCUUUGUGAUCUUUGCACGACAUUCAAGGGAUCCCGUGAUCAAGAUGCAGACGGAAAGGGCACGUGGACGUCGCUUUUGUCUCAGCUUGUUUGUGUUGGAAGGUGACGAGUCACGUUCAAGUCUGAGGUCCUUUUUUGAGUACUUGUGGCUGAAAGGAUUUCGUGCUGCUUUGGUCAUGGUGGCUCAACGGCGACUCUAUCACAUGGAUCCGUAUCCCACUCUCCGUGUGCUACAGCUCAGUCCAAGUCAUGAUGAACGCUCGCUCUUUCCGCUGCCCCAUCGAUUUAAUUUCAAGGGCUACAAGCUGCGUGUGCCCGUCCAGCUGGAUGUGCCGGCCACGUUUUGGUAUCGUCAGCAGGGCAAGCUGCAAUUGGAUGGCUCUGGCGGCACCUUGAUGAGGGAACUGAUGCGACAUCUGAACGUGUGUUUAGAAUUGUAUCCGCUGUACAUCAACGACUCCAACAAUAUGAAUAUGCCCGCUCUGGUGCAGCUCAUUGUCGAGGAUCGUGUGGAGCUCAGUCCACAUCAGUUUACGACAUUAAAGCAAUCCACGAAGGUGGAUUACUCCUAUCCCUAUCGAGUGGUGCAACGAUGUUUCAUGCUGCCAUUGGGUGAUCCGAUUCCACGUAGCUUAUAUAUCUUUCUGCCGUUCAAGCUGCAAUUGUGGCUCUGUCUGUUGCUCCAGGUGUCACUUGUGACACUUGUGCAUCGUCUGACGAGAUUUGUUAGACCUUGUGAGCCGGUUUUGCGCCUCUGGUCACUCCUGGGCGUACCAGGAAAUCGCGCUGCACAGGUUCCCGAAGCCAAAUGCUGGCUGAGGUUUCCCUGUGUGAUGCUGCUCUGCUGCAUCUUCGUCUUCAGCGCCUCUGUCAUCGUGCAGUUCUAUGCCACCAGGUUGACUGCUCUCCUGGCUGUGAUUCUGACUAGCAAGCCUUCGAUUACGCUGCUGGAGCUCUUCCAGCUACCGUUUCCUAUAGAGGUGCUGCCCAGCGAUGUGGACGCCAUUGUGGAUUCGUUCGGUCACGAGGAGCAGUUUCUGCGGCAAUUUAGAUAUGUGGACGACAGCGCUUUCUAUGGUCAUCGUGCGGAGAUGAGUACUGGGUAUAUCUAUCCGAUCAGCACCACACGUUGGAAAUUUCUGAGCCAACAGCAGCGUUAUCUAAGGCACAAGCGAUUCUGGCUAUCCCAGCUAUGCUAUGGCACAUUUCCCAUUCAGUUCCAGUUGCGCAUUGAAUCGCAUUUCAAGAAUCCUCUGCAUCAAUUUGAGCUGCACGCGAAUGAGGCGGGAUUAAUUGAUUAUUGGAGGAGCGACACUUAUCGUCGUGCUUUGCAAUUCGGAUUUAUCCAUGAUUUUGCCAGCCUCGAGUAUUUUGAGCGGAUACAUGAAGUGCGUCCCAUGAAUCUAAAUCUCUUGGCGUCUGUUUUUUAUCUGUAUCUUUUUGGUCUGCUCGUGAGUCUGGGCGCAUUUCUGGGCGAGAUUGUGCCACAGAUUGUCCUGUAAACGUAGCUACUACUAACCGCACUUUUGUUUUAAGGCAUUCAGUAAUUUUUGGAUUUAAUAAUAUACAUAUUCAACUAAUUAACUUAUGUACUUAUUAUUUUUGGAUCUCAUUUUUAACCCAUUAUUUUAUUAUCGACGAUAAUCGACUUGAAUUGAAUUGAAAAACCAAAUUUUGAAAUUAUAUUAACUAAAUAUAUAUAUAUAUAUGUAUACUAUAUGUAUUUAAUGGCCAAUUCACAAAUCCCGCUACUCCACCAACACAUCAAAACGCUGCGGCAUCAACAACAACAACAAAAACAACAAAUAAAUCGACAACAAAACUCCCAAUUGGAUUCUCAACUCGAUAACCACAAAUUCAAAAUUCACCAUAAAAAUCGAAUUUAUUGACAUCGAAACGUAUCAUCGGCAUAACGGUAUAACGUUUAGAAAGUGGGAUUGCAACGGGAAAACAUAUGAAACCGAUUAUCGAAAGUGACCAUAGUAAUUUUGGAAGCUCACCGCUUGAGGCUACAACAGAGACGGUCGGCAAAGGAAAGAUCAUCAUAGGUUUGGCAAAAAA
Messenger RNA from Drosophila innubila, 2423 nucleotides. RefSeq lists its product as uncharacterized. The coding region runs from base 89 to 1864 and encodes 591 amino acids. The transcript has a single exon. NCBI's taxonomy places the organism in Eukaryota, Metazoa, Arthropoda, Insecta, Diptera, Drosophilidae. The record is from RefSeq and is a predicted model, not a curated record.